Molecule: messenger RNA, 3828 nt
Organism: Cladocopium goreaui
Lineage: Eukaryota; Dinophyceae; Suessiales; Symbiodiniaceae
Source: the annotation of a GenBank genome assembly
AUGCAAGAUUACAACACGCUUCGGAUCGGGCGACGAGCAUUUCUUAAGAACGGCACUUUGGUUCUGACCGCGGCCAGUUCGAAUCUUGCUUCACCGUUCGCCGCGGAAGCCGUGGAAGACGAUACGCUGACCAUUGGCCUGGUCACCGAUUUGCACUACGCCGACAAAGCUCCGGCGGGCACCAGGCAUUAUCGCGAGACCCCGGACAAGCUGGCUGAGGCCGCCUCACAGUUCAGUCAACAAGAGUUGGAUUGCGUUGUCGAGUUGGGAGAUCUAAUCGAUGCGGCCGACUCGGUGCAAGCUGAACUAGGAUAUCUCAAGCGCAUCAAUCGCGACUUCUCGGCGAUCUCCAAAAACCGCCACUAUGUGUUGGGCAACCACUGCGUUUACACGCUCACCAAAGAAGAGUUUCUCGACGGGGUUGAGCAGGAUGAAUCUUACUACUCUUUCGAUCUCGGCGAUUUUCACUUCGUAGUGCUCGACUCCUGUUUCCGCAGCGACGGUAAGCCGUAUGGUCGGAAGAAUUUUGAAUGGACCGAUCCCAAUAUUCCCGCCGCCGAACUCGAAUGGCUACAGGAAGACUUAAAAAGCAACUCAAAACAGACGGUCGUCUUCGCCCAUCAGCGUAUGGACGUUGAAAACAAUCAUGGGGUGAAGAACGCUACGGCGGUUCGCAACGUACUAGAGAAGGCGGGCGAUGUCCUGGCGGUGUUCCAAGGGCACAGCCACGCCAACGAACAUCGAGAGAUCAACGGCAUUCACUAUUGCACCAUGGUCGCGAUGAUCGAAGGUUCAGGAGCCGAGAGCAACGGCUACUCAGUCAUGCGCUUGCUGAACGAUGGGACCAUCAGCAUUGAAGGUUUUCGCAAGCAGAACGACUACUCGUGGAAAUCAUCGGCGACCGCCGAUAUUCCCUGUGUGGAGUACACCUUGGAGAACAGCGAGCGACUGGUGGACACGGCAGAAGCAUUAACGGACACGAGAGAAGAAGAGCAUCCGCCGCUGACGAUUGCGUCGAUCGAAGACGAGAUCGCCAAUGGGGUAACUCAUGGAAUCGGCCUUCUGCUGGCCAUCGGCGGGCUGUGCUCGCUGGCCGUGCUUACGGCUUACCGGGGCAAUGUUUGGCACGUUGUAGGCUGCACCAUCUACGGGGCUUCACUCGUCAUCUUGUACGCGGCAUCGACCCUUUACCAUUCAGUUCAACGUCCUGAGUUAAAGGCGAUUCUUCGCACGGUAGAUCAUGCGGCCAUUUUUCUCCUCAUCGCUGGCACUUACACGCCUUUCACAUUAGUGAAUCUACGUGGACCUUUGGGGUGGUCGCUGUUUGCCGCCGUGUGGACUUUGGCCAUCAUCGGAAUCGUGAUGAAGAUCGUCUGGGGGCACCGUUGGCAGUGGUUUUCCCUGGCAAUGUAUCUGGCGAUGGGGUGGAUUUGUCUGUUCGCCGCCAAACCACUGAUGGCUUCUAUUCCCACGGGGGCUCUGUGGCUGUUGCUGGCGGGUGGAUUGUCUUACACGGUGGGGACGAUCUUCUAUGCGUUGGACAAUAUCCGCUACUUCCACGCCGUGUGGCAUAUCUUCGUCAUGGCGGGUAGUAUCUUCCACUUCUUUGCCGUGGCCUUCUACGCCUUGGCCAAUAUGCGCAACGACGUCCUGCAAUGGACUUCGUCGAACCUGCCGGCCAAGCAGACAUUCGACUGGUUUGGCGAGCACUUCGAAGGGCAAGAGAUUAUUUUCGUCUCUUGGCCCGAGUGUACGAUCACCGAUCCCCGGCUUGACCAAUUCGCCGAGCGUUUGCGUCAAAGAAUCUCGAACUUAUCCGACGACGAUUCUCCUUCGCUUAUCGAAAGCGUAACCACAGGGGCGGAUGUGUGGCGCGAGCUGACGUCCCCUCCAUCCAACUUCUCGCCGCAGCAUACUCUGGCGAAACUGCGGGGAGUAUUAGUUGGCCCCGACGGCAAGACCAGCGGUGCGGUGGUGGUGUUGUCGAAAGAAGGAACCAUACAAGGGCAGAAGGCCAUCUCGCUGAUCACCAAGGUGGCCAGCGAAGUCGAGGGGCUCGAUCCCAACGAUAUCAAAAUGGCCGGCUAUUCUGUGCAGAUGGCCGCUGUCGAUAGAGCCAGUCUGGCCACGAUGUAUCAAAUGGCGGUGCCCGCCGGCUUCGCAGUGAUGUUUGCAGCCUGGUUCUUUCUACGGAACAUUCCGCUGACGCUAUCCGUGGGCAUCAUCGCGGGAUUCUGCCAGGCCGUGUCCUUGGCAAUGGUUUACUAUCUGGACGAACCAAUGAGCGGGAUGCUCAUCAUUAUGCCGGUGCUGAUCAUCGUGAUCUUCGUCUCCGGGGCCAUCCAUCUGAUCAACUACUUCGGCGAUGCAGUACAUGAGUCGGGCCCGGAAAAUGCGGCGACGAUUGCACUUCGCGUGGGCGGAUUUCCCUGCCUGUUGGCCGUGGUUACGAGUGCCUUGGGUAUAGCUUCGCUAUCGGUAAGCGAUAUUGAGCCGGUGCACGUGUUCGGCUGGAUGACGAGCCUGGCGUUGGUCAUCACGGUGGCGGCUUUGUUGACAUUGCUGCCGGGAGUGCUGCUGUUCGUCUCGAGCCGUUCUCCAAACGGUGCGACCAAGGUGGCACUGGCCGGUGAGUCGAAGAUGGACGCCUUCUGGACCUGGCUGGCACACUUCAUUGAGAAGUAUCAGUUUCCGACGCAGAUUGUAUGCCUUGUGUUUGCCCUGGUGUGUGCCGUGGGGCUGCGGCACGUGCAAACAUCGAUGCAGCUACGCGAUUUCUUUCUCGACUCGAGCCGCAUCGUCGGAGACUACAAGUGGAUCGAAGACCGCCUGGGGCCGAUUUUUCCCGCUGAGGUGGUUCUCCAGUUCGAUGCUGAUUCGCUGUUGAACAUGCAUGAUCGUCUGCGAUUGGUCACCCAAAUCGAAAAAGCCAUUCGCGAUGAGCAUUUGCAAGCCGUAACGGUUUCGGCCGCCACGUUCACGGCCAGUCCCGUGCUGUCGAGUCGGCUGCGUUGGGCGGUGCGACGUGCCGUGAUGGAGAAGAAGCUGGAAGAGAAUCGCCCACGGUUGGAAGACAAGAAGUUUCUCGCACAAAUCGAUGGGAGUGAGAACUGGCGAAUUUCAGUGCGGUUACCCUCGCUGUCGAAUGAGCCCUUUGGGGAGAAACUUGAACAGCUUCAACGAACGGUUGAUGCGACCAUCGAAGAGCGAGUGCCCGAGGAGGCAGGACACAUCAAGGUAAUCCACACGGGUUUACUUCCCUUGGUGGCCCAUUCGCAGGCCGAACUUUUGGAUGGCUUGAUUUGGAGCUUCCUGACCUCGGUAUUCUUAAUCGGUGGGGCACUUAUAGUUGGAUUACGCAGCAUUAGGCUGGGGGUGUUGUCGACCCUGCCAAACUUCUUUCCAAUCAUUCUUGUCUUUGGAGGAUUGGGUUGGCUGGGGCAGUCCGUCGAUAUCGGAACCAUGAUGACGGCCAGCAUUGGGCUGGGUAUUGCCGUCGAUGAUACGGUUCACUUUCUGACCUGGUUUAAGCGAUCGAUUGAUUCCGGCCAUUCGCGGCGAGAAGCGGUCUGUCAUGCUUAUCUGCGAUGUGGUAGUGCGAUCAUUCGUACAACCAUCAUCUGUGGUGCGGCGAUGGUCCUGUUCGCCUUCAGCAGCUUUGGUCCCGCGCGACAGUUUGGUAACACGAUCUGCUGGUUGCUUGGUGCCGCGCUAAUUGGCGAUCUUCUACUUUUGCCAGCCUUGCUGAUGGGCCCCGUGGGGCGGUUGGUAUUGCCGGCCACGUUGGACCGCUCGCCGGUUAGAAAAGAAGUAGAAGUGGCGGUCUAA